Larimichthys crocea (large yellow croaker) is the source of this 1014-nucleotide messenger RNA. RefSeq names its product P2Y purinoceptor 1. The coding region runs from base 1 to 996 and encodes 331 amino acids. The transcript has a single exon. Gene Ontology annotation, cellular component: membrane. The record is from RefSeq and is a predicted model, not a curated record. NCBI's taxonomy places the organism in Eukaryota, Metazoa, Chordata, Actinopteri, Sciaenidae. Gene Ontology annotation, molecular function: neuropeptide receptor activity. Gene Ontology annotation, biological process: G protein-coupled receptor signaling pathway.
AUGAAUAAAACCUCCUGUCCUCCCGUCAGCUUCAGCUUUGAACACAAAUUUCUGCCUCCUGUCUACAUCCUUGUGUUCAUCAUCGGUCUGGUAGCUAAUGGAUGGGGAUUGAAGGCUUUACUGAAGAAAUGGAACAACCUAAAGAUUAUCAAUGUUUUUGUUCUCAACCUUGGACUUACAGACAUUUUGUACCUGCUCACACUCCCGUUUUUGGUGGUCUACUAUUGUAUGAGGAGUAAAUGGAUCUUUGGAGAUGCGUUGUGCAAGAUAACAAGAUUCUGCUUCAACCUGAAUUUAUAUGGCAGCAUUGGGUUCCUCACCUGUAUAAGCGUGUACAGAUACCUGGCCAUCGUUCAUCCAGUGAGGGUCAUGGGAAGAAUAACUGUCACCCAUUCUGUGGCUAUCUCAGUCAUGGUUUGGCUCUUGGUGAGCGUUCAAAGUCUUCCGGAUGUGUUCUUCCCCAAAACACAUCCAAACUUCACUGGGAAAUGUUACGAUACCACAAACAAGAGAAAUGUUGGGGAUUACCUGGAAUACAGCCUCGGAUGGACGUUCACUGGAUUUUGUAUCCCAUUCCUCAUCACACUGGGCUGCUAUGGACACAUGGCUGUGGUUUUAUUGACAAUGAAGAGAACUGACAAGGUACUGAAACAGAGAAGUUUGAGGUUGUUGUUCAUCGUGAUUCUUCUCUUCUCCGUCUGUUACAUCCCACAUCACGUGUUCAAGAACCUCAACCUCUGGGGAAGAAUUCUGUCUAAACAGAAGGACUGUCGUGGAUGGUUUAAUGGAGUCUACAUUGCUUGUCAGAUAAGUCGUGGCCUUGUGUGUCUGAACAGCGCUCUCAACCCUCUGGUUUACCUCCAUGGAAAUGAAAACAUUGUGGCUCAGCUCAGGCAGAUGCUCCAACAAGUUCGUCAGAUGUUCAACCGUAUGUUUCUGUCAAACUCCGGCAGUGUGUCCGUGGCAGAAACUACAGAUGAAGUUGGAAACAACUAAAGAUGUUGGUAAUUCUGU